Messenger RNA from Nematolebias whitei (Rio pearlfish), 1512 nucleotides. RefSeq names its product 5-hydroxytryptamine receptor 3E-like. Gene Ontology annotation, molecular function: transmembrane signaling receptor activity; neurotransmitter receptor activity; extracellular ligand-gated monoatomic ion channel activity. Gene Ontology annotation, cellular component: synapse; postsynaptic membrane; neuron projection. The record is from RefSeq and is a predicted model, not a curated record. Gene Ontology annotation, biological process: chemical synaptic transmission; monoatomic ion transmembrane transport; nervous system process. Lineage: Eukaryota; Metazoa; Chordata; Actinopteri; Cyprinodontiformes; Rivulidae. The transcript is spliced from 10 exons.
AUGGCUUCCAAGGACAGUAAACUCAAGUGGCUGCUUCCAUCAGGCGUGAUUAUAUUCAUCAUGUUCAUGCCAGUUUUGUGCGGCACGAUUGAGGUGAACUGCUCCAAACCAGACCAGCCGAGCCUGCUGGCAGCUCUGACUCCUGCCUUCAGCCUGAGCGCCAUACGGCCCGUCCUAAACCAAAUGACCAUAACCAACAUCAGCGUAUACUUCACUUUGUAUGGUAUAUUAGGAGUGGUAUGAUCAGCUUCUCUUCUUUUUGAAAAUCUUUUUAUAAAACAAGAUUUAAGAAACAAAAUAUCUCGUAACCCUGAGUGUUUUCAGGCUGCUCUUCUUGUCUUACAGGAUGAAAAGGCUCAACUUCUGAACACUUACAUUUGGCUACAUUAUUGGUGGAUGAAUGAGUUUAUCAGCUGGGACCCGGACCAGUGUGGUAUCAGCAAGAUUUCUCUUCCUAAAGAGAAAUUUUGGCUUCCGGAUAUUGUGAUCAACGAGUUCAUGGAGGAAAACAAAGCCCCAUCUGUCCCAUACGUGUACCUGUACAGUGACGGCAAGGUGCACGACGCUCUGCCUGUCAAAGUGGUGAGCUCCUGCAACCUCAAUAUCUACACCUUCCCCUUCGACAUCCAAAACUGCUCUUUGUCUUUCAACUCCUACAUCUACUACGCUAUGGAAAUCAAGAUUUUCCUUGGGAUAUCUGCAGAAGAAAUCACAAAGGCCUCCAAGAAUGUGAUGACCACCAUGGGAGAAUGGGAGUUAUUGGAUAUCACUGCCCAGAAGUUGAUAAAUGAUGAUACAACAGGUCUUUACACGGAUGUGCUGGCAUUUAAUAUCAGACUGCGCCGCCGUGCCACCAUGUACGUGAUGAACCUCCUCCUCCCCAGCUGCUUCCUCAUCACCGUGGACCUUUUCAGCUUCCUGCUGCCGCCGCAGAGCAUAGACCGAUCCUCGUUCAAGAUGACCCUCAUCUUGGGCUACACCGUCUUCCUGCUCAUCAUGAACGACCUGCUGCCCGUCACCGGAAACACCAUCCCUCUCAUAAAUGUGUUCUUUUCUCUCUGCCUGGCUCUGAUGGUGGCCAGCCUUCUGGAAACGAUCCUCAUCACCAACCUGUUGUGCAAUUCAGCUGACUUCUCUCCCGUCCCCGGAUGGAUUAACGUGCUCGUUCUGAAAGUUCUCGGCUGUCUCGUUUGUAUGCCACAAAAGCCUAAAAAAACAGAAGACCCAGUAAUAUCAAGGAGCGGCACUGUGGUGUCAAAAAAUGUGCCCCCGGAAAUAAAGGGGGCAGCUGAGGAUGAUAAGGCCCUGCAGGAGCUGAGGAGCCUGAGUAAAGUCCUGCGGGCCAUCCGCUGCGAGGUGGAUCAGAAGCAGCAGAAAGGGAAGCAGAGCUCCGAGGACUGGGUCCAGGUGGGUUUCAUCAUUGACCGCCUGCUGUUCGGCCUCUACAUCGUCUUCGUAUCAGUCAGCUUCAUUACCAUCAUCAUUAUCUGGGUGAACUCAUACAACCAGUAA